CACUCACUGAGCCUAGGCCCGUGGUAAUGCUUUUCCGAAAGUUGAGCAACAAGAAGCAAGAAGCAUGUCGUGCUGGCAGCAGGGCUGCAACCAGCUGCAAACUUCAAUAACCAAGGUCUUCAGGUCGAGAGCACUCCCCCUCGUUCACCAUCAGCAUCAAGGGACAGUGUAGCUAAUUUUGACAGCAACUCAUGUUCUGUGCUCGGGUGAAACGAAAGCAUGUCACGGGUGGUUGGCAUAUAGAGCUUGUCAGGAUGGCAGAAGGCAAUCUAGCAAGAACGCCAUCGCUACCAAGUCAGGCCCUGUCGCCGCUUGGUGCAGCUACUGAAUGCUGCUUGUAUGGCUGCCAUCUGUUCAACUUUACGUUUCUUGAAGGUUCCAGUGUUGAGUCAGCAUUCAGGCUUGCUUCCACUCUGGAAAGUUCCAGGAUGAGUCAGCCCUCAGAUUUUUUGGGACAGGUGGCACUUUUGGUGGCAUAGGUUGGCAAGCGCGGCAUGGCGUGGCAGCUGUUUUUUGCUGCCUGCAUAGUUCUAAUGGGUCCCCUCUGCUGGUUCUGGAUCAUUCAAAGAACCCUUCUCUUCAGAGAGCCUUGGCAAAGGACCAGAAGUGGCUGUCGGAAAGCAGACGACCCCGGCAGACCAGAAAGGCGCACGGCACAUGCCAAGAUUGAUUUUAAAUCAACUGCAUACCUUGCGUGGGAAACAGUCUGUUACGGCAGGCUGGUGAUCAUCUGGCUCGGCUUCAUUGCCCCUGGGAAGGGACUCCAAGAAGGGGGGCAGGCUGGGGCAAGGAGAAGAGGCCAUGGCUGUGGAGCCCAAUGAAAUCGCCUGUGAUGCUGAAAUUCGCAGCUGCCAGCACACACACGUACUCAACCAGGUA
Messenger RNA from Klebsormidium nitens, 879 nucleotides. NCBI's taxonomy places the organism in Eukaryota, Viridiplantae, Streptophyta, Klebsormidiophyceae, Klebsormidiales, Klebsormidiaceae. The record is from the annotation of a GenBank genome assembly.